GGGCUCGGGCUGGGUCCGCGCCCGGCGCCGCCGCCGCCGCUGCGCCCUCCCGGCUGCGAGUCCGCCCGGCUCCGGAUCACGUGGCGGUUGCCGGAGGCAGAGACUAGAGAGGAGAGAAAAAAAAAGCGCCUCAUUCCUUCUUCCACCGCCAUACUGUAUUUUAUAGUAACUCUCAUUUUUAUUCCUCCCUUUUACUCCCGCUCGUGGAAGGUUUUCCUGGAGAAUGAAGUGCGGUUUGGUUUCCUUGUCAACGGAAGAUGAAGUGAACAACUGAACAUCUCCCCAGUGCAGGUUUAAAGCCAAGUGAUCCAACCAUGACCGGCAAAACACAGACCAGCAACGUCACCAAUAAGAACGACCCAAAGUCCAUCAACUCCAGAGUCUUCAUCGGCAAUCUGAACACAGCCAUUGUCAAAAAAGGUGACAUCGAAGCAAUCUUUGCGAAGUAUGGGAAAAUAGUGGGCUGCUCAGUUCACAAAGGUUAUGCAUUUGUACAGUACAUGAGCGAGAGGCAUGCGAGGGCUGCAGUGGCAGGAGAGAAUGCCAGGAUCAUCGCAGGGCAGCCACUAGAUAUCAACAUGGCAGGAGAACCAAAACCAUACAGACCAAAACCUGGCAACAAGCGGCCACUUUCAGCACUUUACAGACUUGAAUCAAAGGAGCCUUUCCUGUCCGUUGGUGGUUAUGUCUUUGAUUAUGAUUACUACAGAGAUGAUUUCUACAAUCGGUUGUUUGAUUACCAUGGCCGUGUCCCUCCACCGCCCCGUGCAGUGAUUCCACUGAAACGUCCUCGUGUGGCUGUGACAACAACUCGUAGAGGCAAAGGGGUUUUUUCCAUGAAAGGAGCAUCACGAUCCACCUCAAGUGGGGCUUCUUCCUCAGGAUCCAAAUCACCCACCCGUCUUCCCCUGCCCCUUAUGUGGAGUGAUACUGUCCUUGGAAGCGUCACUGGAAGAGGAAGAGAAAGAUCAGUCCUUUUCAGCCCUUGAGUCUCUGGAUUUUCACACAGUGAAUCAAAGCUUUAGUAAGUAUAUACGCUUACAAAUUCAUUCAUUAUAUCUCAUUUGUUCAUCCUUUACUGUUGUUUUAUCCAUAUGAAUUGUUAGUCAUAUCAGUACAUUCAAUUUGGUAGUUAUCCUAAAGCAUGAUCUAAUAAGAAUGGACUUUUUGGACUCACUUUGCCUUGAAAAGAUAAAUUAUUUUCAGAUAAGUACUUUACAUUUUUUUCUCAUUGCCCAGAACUAGAAUAACUCUAAAGUUCUUCUAGGCAGCUGAGGAUCUUAGUGUAUGGCAACAGAUGUCAAGAAGAACUCUUGCCCAGAAAUCUGGAUUUUCAUUGUGGUGAAUGAGACAGAAAAUAUUAGAUUAACAUAUAGAUAUCUCUUCCAAAUAUAGAUAUCACCAAACUGGCUUUACUAUUUCUUCUGCAUUUCAAAAAGUGUUUUGUAGUACCACAUCAGGACUUAAGACAUAUUAUAGGAUUCAACUCUGGUCCAAGUACCCAUAGUCACUUGCUAUAAGACUUCCAAAAUACUGUCUGUGUAACAUGGCAAGUGUUGCAGAACCUAUAAAUUAUUCACUGGAAGCACAAUCAGGAGUGCUCGGGUCCUAACAGACAGUGUUAUGCUCCAUUGAAAGCAUCCUUCAAUGUACUCAGGUGUGAUCUGAAUUCUAAAAUUGUCAGUCAUAGAGCUCCAAGUGACAAGAUCAUCCUUGGAUUCAGCUCUUUAACAUUUAAGGAAGAGUUGCAAGAUGCAUCACUAAAAUAUUGUUUGACAUUUUCACCUUUCUUAUGUUUCUACCCUUAGUUCUUUACAAUGGCAAUUGGAACAAAACUGCAGAGACUAUUUAUUGUGAUGGAGUAAAUUGCACAAAAAAUUCUUUCUGCAUGCAGCACAUCUUUAAAAGGAGUCAGACACACAGUAUACAGAUUUUCAUACUUAAUUUCCCCAAAGAAUUACUUCCCUUUUUAUGAAGGGCCAACCCAUCAUAAAAGUAGAAACAUGAUUUUAUUGACUUGAACAAGAAUGUAAUCAGCUUAUUGUAAGACCUUUAUCAGAGAAACAAUGGAACUCAGGGGCUUCAAUUUGGAAAGUGGAGAAUGUAUAUUUUGUGGCUUCCUUUGCCAUUUUCUCAGAGAAGUAUGUUGAAUUGUGGGAUGAAGCAAUUUAAUAUUUUGUUGCCCCUCACUCUAUGCUGCUAAUCUGACCCCUUGAACUAAGGCACUGUUGAUUCUAAUCAUAGUUUAUUGCUAGUUAAAUAAAGGAUUCCUUCAAUAAGGAGAAACAUAGUUCUGGGAAGGAAGCUAUUUGGAAUUUUAAAUCAAAUGUAACACCGUAAAACAGCUUAAUUGCAAGUUCAGAAUUAACAAUGUCAAAAUGGUAUUGCCUAUGCUUGAAAGAUUUCACCCCCAAAUAUCAAAACCCUCAUGAGAUCACAUCCUCUAACAUACUUUUCAGAUGUAAGUAGAAAUCUUAUAGACAUAAGUCUUCUAGGUUUUCUCCACAUUCAGACUGAAUCCAGAAAAUUAAUACAUACAUAUCAUAUUAAAGGUUAGAACACAGGAGAGCCCUCAGUCAAAUUACCCAGAUUAAAAGGACUCACUUCUGAAAACCAGCAAUCCAAAGACAGGAUUUUGUUGUGGCACAGAGCAAAAAUGUUACAAAAAUACAAAAAAUGCCUUGCUCGUUGAUGAGUACAUCUGCAAAAAUAAUGUCUGCGAGCACAGUAAAUUCUUGCUUGACCAAAAAGUCACAAUAUAUGUUCUAAGUUUGCUUCCAAAACAUGAAAUAGGAAUAUUUGAUUUCUUUCCUAAAUCUUUAAUUUUUCAAAGAGCAGUUGACAGUAUUUUGUUUUCUUUUUAACUCCAAAGACUUGAAAACACUAAAUCGGCAUUUCCAAACUAUUAGAAGUUAUGCACAAUAUUAAACAUAUUGGUGUGUAAAUCACACAUAGUAGUUCUUCAUGCUAAUGGUAUGAAGCAGCAAAUUCAGAUCACUAUGUAGAACUGGGAAAAACUCACUUUUUCUGACAAUAUAGAAAUUAAAGCUCUCAGGGUAUGCACUUUAAUUUUACAGAUCUGAAAUAAGGAGGAAAAUAAUAAUCAAAUCUUUUAUACCCCAUUUACUUGCGAUUAAGGACUAGACACUUAAGAUGUUACAAUGUGUAUUGAAUUAUGUCUUUAAAUGAAUUAAUUUUCACUCAUAUAGUUUAUAUUUAGCUUCAUCAGCUAACUGAUUUUUUGGUGAUAAGUAGAUAAUAAAAUAUGAUAAAAUAGUUUGUAUUAAACUUGAAGGGCUUAGAUAAAAAUACAUGACAUUUUUUUCCAAAGAAAUCUAAAUCAUGCUUUCUGGAUGAAUCAAUUUGUAUUUAUGGCAAAAAGCUUUUCACAAAUAUAGCUGUAGUUCAACAGCAGCACUUUCAUUUCUAAAAAUGUGAUUGACCUUAAUAUUACAUUUCUUGUUUUCACCUGGGUGUAGAUUAUUUCCUUUGAUGUUAGAUGCACCAAUGAAAGAUGCACUCCAGAAGGCCCAAAGGGCUGGAAAGGGUCACUUAAUCAAAUUCCAUACUGUUGCAAGUUGCUGCAUCCUCUAAUCCUUUACGCUUCAUUUUAAAGUUAGUUAAUGUUUGCAUUUUUUCUGUCUCUGUUUCUUCGAAUUUCCAGCUUAGUUUGCUUCUCCUUUUUUCAUAUUCAUUUGUUCUGCCAACACUGUGUUAGCAUAUAAGUUUUAUUUCUUUUUACCUUCUUUUUUCUCAGGUAAGCAACCAAAAUGCUUCUGUCACAGUACAGGCUGUAUAUGUAAAAUGGAAACAUUUUUAUGGUCAUCUUCACAGCCCUGCUCCAUGCAUACCUGCUAGAAUCCAGUGGUUCACAUUAUACUCACAUUAUACUCCUUACACAAAGACAUUACACUUCUCCAUCUUUAGGAAUACAGCAUUUGACAAGUCCUAGCACUGCAUUUUAUUUCUCAGGGUUGCAUUAUAAUGAUAGCCUACUGUCAACCCAAUGACAAUUCUGUCACUGUCUUUUUCUGCUGAGGGCUUUUUAGCCUUGGUGCUAAGAGUAGGAGUUCUGCUGUUACUCAAUCCAGUGUAGGAUUUUUUUUUCAGUGCAAUUGUAUCUCAUAAUUUUUUCUAAUGUAACAUUCCUUAAAAUCACCUGACCCCUCCAUCCAUUCUAGUUCACUCUGAAUAGAAGACACCUUUCAAUUUUAUGCAAUCCAUAAUUUUCAUCUAUUUAUUUACUUUUUUUGCAUCAAAGUUGUCUAAGAUAUUUAGUCAUUUUGGUGCCAGUGCUUGAGGAAUUUCACUAGUGAUUUCUUUCCCUUUCAAUACAUGCAUUUCUGUCAACUGCUUUACUUAUCUGCUAAAAGGGAAAAAAAAAAACCAAACAGUAAGCUACUUUAAUUUCCUGUUCUAUUACUCAAAAGCAGAUGAACAGAUAUUUUGGACACAUGGACACAUGUCAUGCUUAACCAACAGCUUUAUUUCUUGUCUGAGAUCAAUUAAAAAAAAUCCAUGAUGUUUUAAAGGAGAAUUUGUAUGUUCAAAGCAGGACACCUCAAGUACAGUAUUUAUAAUCUCUACAUUUUUUCUUUAUCAUAACACUGCUUAAAAAGCCUGAAGUUAUUGAAUCACACAGUCACAGGAUGGUUGACCUUGGAAGGGAUGUCUGGGGAGCCCAGAACUGGACACGGUACUCCAGAAGUGGACUCAAAAGUACUGAUUAGAGGGGUGUACUGGGUUUCUCUGGGAUAGAGUUAAUUUUCUUCACAGUAGAUACUGUGGGGCUGUGUUUCGAAUUUGUGCAGGAAGCAGUGUUAAUGACAUAGGGAUGUUUCAAUUACUGCUUAUUACAGAGUCAAGGCCUUUUCUGCUUCUCACCCCACCACACCAAUGAGCAGGCUGGGAGGUGCAUAAGGAGCUGGGAGGGGACACACCUGGGAUGGAUGACCCCAGAUGGCCAAAGAGAUGUUCCAUACCAUGGUAUCAUGCUCAGCAAUAAAUUAGGGAGAAGGUUGCCCAGGGCUUGUUCAGGGACUGGUUGGGCAGGAGUCAGUUGGUUUUUUCACUUACAUUACUUCUAUUCCUUGGGCUUUAUUUCUCUCUCUGUUAUUUUCAUUUUCACUAUUGUAUUAUUUUUAUUUAUUAUUAUUAUUAUUGUUAUAUUAUUCUAUUUCAAUCAAUAAAAUGUUCUUAACUCACAAGUUUUCUCAGUUUUACCCUUUCCAUUUUCUUCCCCCCCAGCCUACUGGGGCUUGUAGGGGAGCAAGAAACUGUGUGGUGCUUAGUUGCUGGCUGUGGUUAAACUAUAACAAGGGAAAAGAUCAUGUCCCUCAAUCUGCUGGAAAAAAAGAAAAACAUCUCACUAAUGCAGCCCAGGAUGUUGACAGCCUUCUUUGUCACAAGGGUGUAUUACUGGCUCAUGCUCAACUUGUUUUUCAUAAGGGUCCUUCAUAAUUUUUCUUUAGUAAUUGCUGCUUUCUACAGAAAUACCCACUACAAUAUUAUUUGGAAUGGAAUUUCUCUAGGAGAAAUUCCCCACAAGUUAAAACAAUAGGCAACUCGAAUUACACGUUAACUCUAUUGGAAACAGGGAGAAAAUUUGUUGUGCGGAUUUGUUGAAAAUUGUUUGUCUUUUUUUCUUUCAGUCUUUUUUAGUGUUAACUUGAAGUGAUUGACUGUAUGAUCACAGAAUCAAAGAAUCAUUUAGGUUGGAAAAGACUUUCAAGAUCAUCAAGUCCAGCUUUUGACCAACUACCACCUUGUCAACUAGACCAUAGCACUAGGUGCCACAUCCAGUGUUUUCUUGAUCACCUUCAGGGAUGGUGUCCCCACAACCUCCCUGGGCAGUCCAUUCCAAUGUUCAAAUUGUUCUUCCCAUGGAGGAAAUUGCUCCUAAUGUCCAAGCCGAACCUCCCCUGACACAGCUUAAGGCUAUGUCCUCUGUCCUCUCACUUGUUACCUGCGAGAAGAGGCUGACCCCUACCUUGCUACAACCUCCUUUCUGGUAGUAGUAGAGUGAUAACAUCUCCCCUGAGCCUCCUCUUCUCCAGGCUAAACAACCCCAGUUCCCUCAGCUACUCCUCAUAUGACUCCAUAGACCCUUCACCAGCUUCACUGCCUUCAUUGCCCUUCUCUAGACUUUCUCCAGUGCCUCGUCUUCCUUGUAGUGUGAGGGGCCUAGAACUGGACGUGAGACUCAAGGUGUGACCUCACCAGUGCUGAGUACAGCGGCACAAUCACUGCCCUGGUCCUUCUGGCCACACUAUUUUUGAUACAAACCAGGAUGCCAUUGA
Pseudopipra pipra is the source of this 6299-nucleotide messenger RNA. RefSeq names its product RALY RNA binding protein like (gene RALYL). The record is from RefSeq and is a predicted model, not a curated record. Gene Ontology annotation, molecular function: RNA binding. NCBI's taxonomy places the organism in Eukaryota, Metazoa, Chordata, Aves, Passeriformes, Pipridae. The transcript has 9 exons. Gene Ontology annotation, cellular component: nucleus. The coding region runs from base 315 to 989 and encodes 224 amino acids.